Molecule: messenger RNA, 2026 nt
Organism: Pogona vitticeps (central bearded dragon)
Lineage: Eukaryota; Metazoa; Chordata; Lepidosauria; Squamata; Agamidae
Gene: PMPCA
Product: peptidase, mitochondrial processing subunit alpha
Cellular component (GO): mitochondrion
Molecular function (GO): metalloendopeptidase activity; metal ion binding
Source: RefSeq, a predicted model, not a curated record
GGGGCCGCCCUCCUGGGCCAGCCAAUCCGCACGUGACUCGCCGGGCAGGAGAGUCAAGAUGGCGGCGAACGUGGUCCGGCGGGGCGGUUGGGGCUCCGUCCGGAGGUUUGGACUGGUGGCCUAUCGGAAGUACAGCAGUGGGGGUGGCUACCCGAACAUCCCCCUGACCACGCCUCUGCCUGGACUACCAAAACCUGUAUUUGCAACUGUGGAUGGCCAGGAGGGGUUUGAAACCAGAGUGACCACCCUCGAGAACGGACUACAAGUGGCUUCUCAGAACAAAUUUGGACAGUUUUGUACCGUGGGGAUCCUUAUAAAUUCAGGAUCGAGAUAUGAAGCCAAGUAUAUCGGUGGCGUUUCGCACUUUCUAGAAAAGCUGGCUUUUUCUUCCACGGCUCGGUUUAGCAACAAGGACGAGAUCCUCCUCACGCUGGAGAAACAUGGCGGCAUCUGCGACUGCCAGGCGUCGAGGGAUACCACGAUGUAUGCCGUUUCUGCGGAUGCCCGGGGCUUGGACACCGUGGUCAGUUUGCUGGCUGAUGUGGUGCUACAACCUCAGUUGUCAGAUGAGGAGAUCGAGAGAACCCGGAUGGCCAUCCGCUUUGAGCUGGAGGACCUGAACAUGAGGCCGGAUCCGGAGCCGUUGCUCACAGAGAUGAUUCACGCGGCUGCUUACAGAGAAAACACCGUGGGUUUGAACAGGUUCUGCCCGGCGGAGAACGUAGACAAAAUAGACCGGAAAGUCCUGCAUUCGUACCUGAGGAAUUACUACACGCCCAGCCGGAUGGUGUUGGCCGGGGUGGGCAUGGAGCACGAGCACCUCGUAGAGUGUGCCAGGAAGUAUCUCCUCGGAGUAGAGCCGGUCUGGGGAAGCGGGAAGGCCACCGAGGUCGACCGGUCGAUCGCCCAGUACACGGGAGGAAUCCUCAAGCUCGAAAAAGACAUGUCCGAUGUGAGCUUGGGACCCACCCCGAUUCCCGAGUUGACCCACAUCAUGAUUGGGCUGGAGAGCUGCUCCUUUCUGGAGGAAGACUUCAUUCCUUUCGCCGUUCUCAACAUGAUGAUGGGCGGAGGUGGGUCGUUUUCCGCCGGCGGCCCCGGGAAAGGCAUGUUCACCCGGCUGUAUCUCAACGUGCUCAACCGACACCACUGGAUGUACAACGCGACCUCCUACCACCACAGCUACGAGGACACGGGCCUCCUCUGCAUCCACGCCAGCGCAGACCCACGACAGGUUCGAGACAUGGUAGAAAUCAUUACUCGGGAAUUCGUUUUAAUGGCGGGAGCCGUUGGAGAGGUGGAGCUGGAGCGAGCCAAAACCCAGCUGAAGUCCAUGCUCAUGAUGAACUUGGAGUCUCGGCCGGUCAUUUUCGAGGACGUCGGGAGGCAAGUGCUGGCCACCGGCACACGGAAACUACCUCAUGAGCUGUGUGUCCUGAUUGGCAAAGUGAGCGCCGCGGACAUCCGGAGGGUGGUGACCAAGAUGCUGAGGAACAAGCCGGCCGUCGCCGCCUUGGGGGACUUGAGGGAGCUGCCCAGUUACGAGCACAUGCAGGCGGCCCUGGCCAGUAAGGAUGGGCGGCUGCCCAGGAUGUACCGGCUUUUCCGUUAAGAGUCCCCGCAACGAGGCCUCGGGUUUUCUCCUGCUGAAGACGGUUGUCCUCCUGUGGGGAAAAACAGGGUGUGCAAAGUGGUCGCCUCCGUUCAUGCUGCAGACAUUUCCUCCGGGCCUCCGAGGGACCCACCUGGCAUGCUUACUUGAGUACGUGCAGCUUUAGGCGGUGGAAGGGGGGGGAACAUGCUUUCUGUAAGAGGCUGUGCGGGUGUCGUAACAGAACACAUGGCACUGCAAACAGAGACGGCCUUGGUUUUGCCCGCACGGAGAAAACCCGCCUGCUGUUUUCCAACCUAAGUUUCUUGUUGUGUUGAUUUGUCUUUGUGUUGGACGACCCGCGAUCAGGUGCGGAACGUGGGCUGCAGUCCAAGGUAGGGAACACCAUAAAUAAAGAGCUGAUGGUUCAGAUUC